UACAGAGAGAUUAGAUCAUUUAUCUUUUUUUUUUUUGUAACCUAGAGGGUAAUCUUUCUAAUUGGAGUGGGAAAAAUUAGCUCCUCUAGCAACAGAUACCAGACUUUGACAUGUGAAAACUCUCUGGAAUAGUAAAAGCUUCAUGUUUUAUGAAUACAUACCAGCAACAAGGAGAAAAGGCUUUAUGAACAAAUUAAAUGGGUUUGCAGUAAAUUAUAUCUCUCUCUCUUUUUUUUUUUUUUGUGUGUGUGACCGCAGGACGCAAUCACAAUGACUAAAACUCAUCUCAAAAAUCUUAUUUUCUAGAGAUGUGUACAAGCCAACCAGGCAUUGUCCCAUCAAUUAAAAAAAAAAAAAUCAAGCAAUGCUUAUCAGUAUGUACCAGAUUCGUUAGAGUCUCUAAGACCCCCAUUUUGCCUUUUAUUCCAAAAGAGUGUGUGUACAGCAGUUGAAAACUCAAUAUUAUUGUAAUCUUUACAAGGAACAUUGAUAACUUAAAGAGACAGUAUUACAGGCAUCCAGUGACAUUUUUAAGAUUCAUUCAGUUCUUUAUCUUGUUAUAGUUGGCCAUAAAAUGUCUCACAUUACUAAAACAUAUGACAUAAGUUUGUGGUAGAAAUUGUCUUUGUUUAGAAGUUGUUCUGUGCGUUACCUCUGUUGGUUGCCACACUAAGCUUUUUAAGCCUGCCCACUCUUACCACAGACUGGAAUAAUCUCCAAAUAGUCACCAAGGGCCACCAGGUGAGGAUGUAUCACAGCUGUGUCCUCAACUCUGGUCAGAGGAUAACCUUCAAGGGACAGAUCCGUUUACAAAGAUUUGUAAUUGUUUCCUCCUGUUCAGUGGAUCAAAAAAUUUAAUUUGUUUUUAUUGCUGUUUUUAAGAAACCACUAUUGUACAUUUGUUACAAAUGCUGACAGCACCACUGUCUGGAUAAAAAGUUUUAUUACCCAGCGUAGGAAUAUAAACUAAGACCCCAUCUGUGCCACAAAAGAAGAUGAUAUAGCACUGUUAUCCUUUUUACAAGUGGGAUAGGGUACAGUGGACUAACAGAUUAACAACUUCAAUUUCCACAGUGGAAUGAUGCUAUUUUUUUCUUGCUAUAUUUAUUCUUCAAUAAUUAUUUAUAAUGAAAAAUCAAAGUAACAUAACAAAAAAAAGAGACUAGAGUUGGGCACUUUAUUUGUCAGCUCAGUGCCGCUGGCCUUGGCCUGUAUUUGGGUUAAGACUCUGAAACUGUGUCUCGGGAUGGGCCUGUUACUAGGGGUCCGCGGACCCAUGUCAUUUCUGAGUGGCCCUCGACUGCUGGACUGGGCUAGCUGCCCCCCACACCUACAGUUUAACAAGUUUGUAUUGACUGGAUACCGUCCUGUGACAAGUGGAGCAGAAUGCCUGCGGAGCCUCUUCUACCUACACAAUGAGCUUGGCAACAUCUACACACAUGGAAUCCCGCUGCUUGGCUUCCUCUUCUUGCUGCCCCUACAUAUUUCAUGGCUUCAGCUUUCGGUGCCAUGGUUGGGUAUUGUUCAUUACCUAGCGUGUGUUAGUCCGCAGCUGGGCAGCGUGGUGUACCAUCUUUUUAUGAACCAUCAAGGUGGUGCGCCUGUGUACCACAAGCUGCUUACCCUAGACAUGUGCGGCAUCUGCCUGGUCAACACUCUAGGUGCCUUGCCAAUCAUCUACUGUACCCUGCUGUGCUACCCAUCAACACGCAGCCUCUCUCUCCUGGCAUAUUCAGCUCUUUCCAGCUACGUGAUCUUCUGUGCCGUCACCGCACACAGCAACGUUAGCCGUCUCUGCUCAUUUGCCUGGCAGGCUGCAUUCCGUUUUUUAUUUUUUUAUUUACGCUGGGUAGGGUUGGGAUCUGGGCACCCAUCAUCUCUGCGUUGCUACCUCCUCAUGGAUGGCCUGGCAUUGUUUGGGGGCAUCAUUAACGUCUCCCGACUACCUGAGAGAUUAAGGCCAGGCAAAUUUGACUACUGGUGCAACAGUCACCAAAUCAUGCACAUUCUAGUAGUAGUCAGCAUCUUGUACUUACACUGGGGCGUAUCGGCCGACCUGAUAUGGAUCAGCAAUUACUCUUGCCCUCUGGAGUGAGGGUUGAUAGCUACUAGGGAUAUACAAACAUAUAUGGUAGUGGCAGAUUUAGGAGUAAAGUAUUGGCUUGUUAGAGGAUUUCCUCUUGAACCUUGUAAAGCUGCUGUUACAUCUUCUAGCCUUAGCAGAUCUCACCCUCAAGGCUCCCACCAGGAGAUAUUUUUAGCAGAAAUCUAAACCUCUGCCCUUGUUACAAAAUAAGUAUAGUGAUAGCAGGCAUGUGUGAUAUUGGGCAAAGAGGGGGCAUGUGAGUGCAAGGUAUGACCAAGAAGGUCCAGUGAUACUGGAAAGUAGAUAUUGUAAUACAUUUAAACCAUUAGCCAAAAGAAGUGUAUUUAUAUUACCGCACAGUAUUAUGGACAUAGCUCUCUUUAUAAUGGGCACAAGAUUCGCCAAGCUGCAUUGGCAGCAGGAAUUUCUUUACCUCAAAUCUAGUUUUUUUUAAAUUUAAUAUACAGAUGGCCAGGAGUUUCUGCUUUGGGAUAGUCAUGCCAACAAUAAAAGCCUCUGGCAGAACAGCUUCAUAUAACUUACGGGGUGUGGAGGGAAUUUGUCAAGUUGUUUACACAUAGGGCCAUAACUAUUAAAUAGGCAUCUGUUCAAGUCGCCCCACCCCAGCUGAGUGACUGUUGCAAACUGGUGGAGUUAUAAAUAUUAAGGCCCACAAGCCUGCACCGCAGUGACCCUCUGUGCCAGGUUACGUCCUACAAUCGCGACCAAUAACUGGUCACAUUUCUGCAAAGUGGUUACAUUUCAAAAAUAUUUUUACAUUUUCCCCACAUGUGUCAGUUUUACACUCAAAUUAAACGAUGAAGUCUGUGGUGUAAUCCUAGCUACAUCACUAGUGACCCUAUGCUAAUUAUCAAGUGGCCUAAGUGUACAGGGUCUUGAGCAUUUCAGUAUGUGAUAAUAUUAAUGUCUAUACAACAUGCAGCCCUUCUGGGAACUGAAGAGUUAACUAUAGCCGUCUUGGGCUUCCUGAGCCAAGGCUCAUAAGCUUAUACUUAGCCCUUGCAGAUAAGCAGGGUGGUGGUAUAUGUCCCAGGGGUCUGCACAAGGCCAGUAUUACUGAUGCAAUAAAACAAGAAAUCUG
This is a messenger RNA of Bombina bombina (fire-bellied toad), 3188 nucleotides long. It is a transcript of the gene PAQR4, whose product is annotated as progestin and adipoQ receptor family member 4. NCBI's taxonomy places the organism in Eukaryota, Metazoa, Chordata, Amphibia, Anura, Bombinatoridae. Gene Ontology annotation, cellular component: membrane. Gene Ontology annotation, molecular function: signaling receptor activity. The record is from RefSeq and is a predicted model, not a curated record. The transcript is spliced from 3 exons. Bases 1247 to 2095 code for a protein of 282 amino acids.